Molecule: messenger RNA, 2313 nt
Organism: Eimeria acervulina
Lineage: Eukaryota; Apicomplexa; Conoidasida; Eucoccidiorida; Eimeriidae
Product: actin-like protein 3b, putative
Exons: 6
Coding region: 1-2313 (770 amino acids)
Biological process (GO): regulation of transcription by RNA polymerase II
Cellular component (GO): SWI/SNF complex; NuA4 histone acetyltransferase complex
Molecular function (GO): chromatin binding
Source: RefSeq, a predicted model, not a curated record
AUGUCUACUCCUUUAGUGUUAGACUUAGGCAGCCACUCUCUAAAGGCCGGCAUUGCUGGAGAGGCUCUGCCUCGCGUUGUAACGCGGUCUGUUAUCGGAGUUGCUGCAGUAGGAGAUAGCCUAGGGGGUGGUUCGGCAGCAGCUGCAGCAGCUGCAGCAGCUGCUGCUGCAUCUCCUGCAGCCGCAGGCGCUCCCUCCGAAGCCAGCAACGGCGUUGCAGCAGCAGCAGCAAAGCCCGUGCUGCUGCAGCAGUUUUUAAAUCCCCUAGAGAAGACAGACCAUGUUGAAGUGCUGCCAGUGUUGGAGUACAGAGCGACGCACCUAGACCAGCCAGGCACCUAUGUGCUGCAUCGACAGGGUCUAGAGCGACUGGCUGAGGAGGUGACGGGGCCGCGGUGUCUCGGCAGCUCUUCAUUAGAAAGAGGUUUGAUUAUGACGGAGCCUAACUACGGAAACCCCGCAAUUAGAGAUGCAUUUGCUGAACUUGCAUUCGAAACGCUGCAGGCAAGUGCUGCUGCUGCUGCACUUGCUGCUGCACUUGCUGCUGCUGCACUUGCUGCUGCUGCUUCUGGUGCUGCUGCUGCACUUGCUGCUGCUGCUGCACUUGCUGCUGCUGCUGCUGCUGCACUUGCUGCUGCUGCUGCUGGUGGAGAUGCUGCACUUGCUCAUGCUGUCCCCGAGUUGCUGCUGGUGAAGAAGGCCGUGUUGGCUGCCUUUGGGUGUGCGAGGACUUCAGCAAUUGUGUGCGAUGUGGGGCACAGCAACUGCAGCGUUGCUGCUGUUCAAGAAGGUUAUUUGCUGCAGCGGCUGCAGCAGGAGAUCCCGCUGGGCUGCAGGCAGCUGCUGGCUUUAACCCGCCAGCUGCUGCAGCAACACCAUAUAAGCAUUACUCCCGGGUACGCUGUCAUUCAGCAGCAGCAGCCUGGUGCUGCUGCUCACGGAGACCCAGCUGCUGCUGCGUCAGGGACGCAGCAGCAGCGGCAGCAGCAGCAGCAGCAGGCAGACCGCAUGAUUGCUGCUUGCCCCCACGUGACAAAGAGCUUCCGCGAGUUCGGGGAGCAGCACGUGCUGGAGGUGCUGCUGCAGCUGCUAGGCAAGUGCAGCACUAGCAGCAGCAGCAGCAGCAGCAACAGCUGCGAGGGAUUGAAGCAGGCGGAUGGAACAGCAGCAGCAGCAGCAGCAGCAGCAGCAGCAGAACCUUAUGUGCUGCCAGAUGGUACCCAGCUGCCUCCUGCUGUCUGCACAGCUAUUGAAACGACAGUGCCGGAGGUUUUCUUCUCUGCUGCUUUAAGACAGCAGCACCGCAGCGUGCUGCUGCCGGAAGCAGCUUCUUCUUCCUCUACAGCAGCAGCAGCAGCAGCGGGCAUUGUCACUGCUGCCCAGCACCAGCAGCAGCAGCAGCAGCAGCAGGAGGCAGCAGCAGCAACCGCAGGGCUGCUGGAGUGUAUAAGCAGAUGUGCUGAAGCCUGCAAACAAUCAGCUAAAAGAGAUGUCUUGGGGGCCCUCGUCCUCGCGGGUGGCGGGACACAAUUCCCCGGCUUUGUUCGCAGGCUUAAGGCUGAGGUUUCGCAGUUGGCAGUGGGUGGUGGUGGUUUGCGUCCUCACGGCAGCAGCAGCAGCAGCGGGAGCAGCAGCAGCAACAGCAGCAGCAGCAGCAGCAGCAGCCUGCGGCUUGUGUGCAGCCGAGGGGCUGUUGAGAGGCAUAUGGCUAGCUGGAUCGGGGGAUCGAUUGUGGGCGAGACCAGCAGCAGCAGCAACAACAGCAGCAGCAACAGAAGCACCAGCAGCGGCAGAAUCAGCAGCGGCACCCCCAGCAGAAACACCAGCAGCAGUAGCCGCAUCAGCAGCAGAAGCAUCAGCAGCACCAUCAGCAGCGCUAUCAUCAGCAGCAGCAGCAGCACCAUCAGCAUCACCGGCAUCAACAGCAGCAGCAGCACCAUCAGCAGCGCCAUCAUCAUCAUCAGCAGCAGCACCAUCAGCAGCACCGGCAUCAGCAGCACCAGCAUCAGCAGCACCAGCAUCAGCAGCAGCAGCAGCAGCAGCAGCAAUAAAGUUACCAUGAAGAUGCCGAGUGCAGGUGCGAGUGCUUCUGUAGCUACACCGGCGACUGAGAAGACAACUGGGAUCAGACAGUGCUGCUCUUUCGAGGGAGCAGCAGCAGCACAAAGUAAAGCUGCUGCUGCAGAGGAAGCAGAAGCCAGUGUAAUAACUGCAGCAGCAGCAAUAACAACGAUAGCAGCACUCAUACAGGCAGCAGCACAGCAGCAGCAUCAGCAGCAGAAACUGCAGUACCAACAGAAACAGCAGCAAUAG